CUUGGGUACAAACAGUAGCCAUUGGCACUGCUGUUCGCUUAUUCGUGUUCUUUUAUCAGGUUCAACGGUCCUGAAUAGCCUGCGGCUCUGACAAGGGGCGGUGAUUGUUGUUCUCAGCUCGCCAAGUGGCCAAUCCCUGUCCCUCCCUGCGGCCGUCUACCUGAGCUUCGCAUCACAAAGUUAUCCUCCGGUUCACGUUCCCCUCAACUACGGGCCACUACCUUUACCAACUGUGGUGGCUGGCCCUGUGCUUGAAUUAUAUCGCACAUCGUGUGCUUCAUCUACAAACCAGAAAAUACUUAUGAACGCGUCACCCCACUUGUGCCUUCCUCCCUGUACACCGACUUCUCCUGUCUCGCGACCAGCUUGCACCAGCUACCAAUAUGGCACCCCGCAAGCAGCCAGCGAACUCACCCGAGUUUCCCAUACUAGAUGCCAAUGGCCUCUAUGCCAGCAAUAUACGAGGUGACGGCAACUGCCUGUUCAAUGCUCUAUCAGACCAGCUCUACGGCGACCAGGAGAUGCAUGCGUUCCUCCGAGAGGCCACUAUCGAGCAUAUGCGAGACAACUCAGAAUUCUACCGUCAAUACAUGGCUGCAAACAACCUACGGCGGAAUCCUAAACGCACCACUACCGCUGCACAGGCGACACGUAUCGACACCACCUAUCAUACUGAAGAACAGCUGCAAAAGCAGUUUGAAGAGCACGUAGAGAAGAUGGGGCAGCCUGGUGAAUGGGCAGACAACAUGGAGGUCUCAGCGUUCGCCUCCGCCCUCAACGUGCAUGUUCGCCUCUGGCAGUCUGACUAUACCUAUGUGUUCUCACCUCGGCUAUACUACUCGCAAAACGAUGAUUUGACUGCGGAGGACGACAGGCGGACUCUGCAUAUUGCAUACCACACUUGGGAGCACUACUCUUCAGUACGCAAUGCUGCAGGACCUCACGUAGGCGAGCCAAACGUCAAGUUCAACGCGGAGGGACUUUCAAAGAAGCGGCCGAGUCCAAGCGUAGAGGGUGAAAACGAUGACCAAGCUUCGCGGACACGGAAACGCCGUUCACCCCUGCACCUCUUCGACUCUGACUCUACACCUGAAGGCAGCGAAACUUCAUCUGACGAGUCGAGUGGCGUGAUGUCGAGCUUUCAGCAGUCGCAGCUCGAUCCUCCACCGGUCCCUGUGGCAAGAGCUCCAAAGCUGACGCUCAAGCUUCGAUGCCUGAGGACAACCGACUCCACACCCUCACCCGCACAAACACGAUCCUCCACACCAGCUCCCCUCACCCCCGCAUCUACUGGCACAACCCCCGUGCCAUCACAGGCAUCCACAAAGGCACCGACACCUGUACCAACAGCUGCGCCUACGCCGGCGCCUGUUGCCUCCGCUCCACCAGCUGCAACUUCGACACCUCUGUGCACGCAACUACCCACACCCUCCACCACUCCAGCCUUGGACUCGGCUUCAAGUAACCCGACUACAACGUCGUGAAAGACGACAAUGAUGAUGGCAACGAUACACACGAGUUGAUGAUACCCAUUCAUGCAUAGCCAUGAGCUUUACUUACUAUUUUUGUUCAUGUUUACUCUUGCAUAGCAUACGAGCAUGGCACGGUUGCAUAUGCAUUGGCCAGUGGGAGGGACAGGUGCCAAAGUGCUUGGGCCUGCAUCCUGAACUUGGCUUGGGCGUUCUGGGAUCUGCAUAUGGAUUGAUCUUUUGCAUACAUGGCUGGCAGUUAGAACGAUACGCAUUCUUACUUUCUUCAGAUUCAAACCCUCGCGCAAUGUCAUUGUGCUUUUGAGAUAUGCAGUCAGAGCGCUUCGCAGCU
Didymella exigua CBS 183.55 is the source of this 1821-nucleotide messenger RNA. RefSeq names its product cysteine proteinase. Gene Ontology annotation, biological process: protein deubiquitination. Bases 384 to 1484 code for a protein of 366 amino acids. Gene Ontology annotation, molecular function: cysteine-type deubiquitinase activity. Lineage: Eukaryota; Fungi; Ascomycota; Dothideomycetes; Pleosporales; Didymellaceae. The transcript has 3 exons. The record is from RefSeq and is a predicted model, not a curated record.